Molecule: messenger RNA, 726 nt
Organism: Rotaria sp. Silwood1
Lineage: Eukaryota; Metazoa; Rotifera; Eurotatoria; Philodinida; Philodinidae
Source: the annotation of a GenBank genome assembly
AUGCUACCCGCUUCUCAAUCUGCAACAGCAGGAAAUACUGUUGAUGAUUGUACUAUAUGUUUGAGUGCUCUUGCGCCAGGGUCUCCUCUUUUGACUCUGUCAUGUAAUCAUAAAUUCCAUUUCCAGUGUUUAGCAUCGAACAUUAAAGCAAAAAAUAAAGAAUGUCCACUAUGUCGAGCUGCAAUUGAUAAUUCAGUCGUUCAAUUACUAGCAGGUCCCAUUCAGCCAUCACCACAACAUCAACAACAACAAACAAUCCCAACUCCAAUUCCUGCAGUUAAUAUUAUUCCUUCAGUUGAAGAUCUGAUCGAUGAGGUUGCUGUGCGAGAACUUUGCGAUCGUCACGCUGUUGCUCGUCAGGCUGCAUUUGCUUCACUCAAUAAUCCUGACAAUCUUCCAUUGAUAACUACUUCAACGACAUUAGAAUAUGGAGCUCGAAUCUCAAAUGAAGAAUCAAAUAUAUACGGUCUUGUUACUCUUGAAGCAGCAACUGUCCUCUUACCAGCGGAGGCCAGAUCCUUCUUGUCAUCUCGUGUUCCAAUUGAUCUUGUUUGUGUGGUUGAUCAAAGUGGAUCGAUGUCGGGUGAGAAAAUAGCAUUAUUGAAACAAACUCUGGUCUACAUUGUUGAACAAAUGAAUGAACUCGAUCGGCUAGCUAUUAUUUCGUUCAAUACUGAAGCUUUUGAUCGUUCACACGGUCUCAAACUGAUGAAUCAACAAAAGUGA